AUGAGCCCACCCAUCGGCCUGAACAGUACUUACAAUAGGAGAGCCGCAAGGUCUAGCUCCACCUCGUCGUCGGCACAGGUGGUGAAGAAAUCUUCUUCUGUGUCGGUAAGAUCGACACCCCGAAAUGCAUUAAAUCAAAGGCCCAGUAGUCCUGAUCGGUUCCUCCAAAAUACCAGCUAUACGCGACACGACAGAAGUAGGUCGACAAGUCGACCCGACAAUCAAUACGAGACCAAGACAUUAAACCCGAACCCGAACCUCAAUAUCAACCGUUGGUCGCAUUCAACUUCCUCUAGUGUGUCUGCUAUCGAUACAGAAGCCAUUCGGACUCGCGCAAAUACGUCCAGACGAAUGAGUAUAGGUCCAUCUUUAGUGGCGGGUCUGCCACCCCCAGAUCGAAACCACUUCUCCCAGUUCUCCAGAGCAGAUAGUCAAAGCCCUCACCGCAAGCUCAACUCGGCGUCUGGACUUCUGCCACCUGGUCGUGGACAAAAUGGCCGCGAUGCCAGCCCCGGUGGGGUCUCGCCCUUGACCCCAACUUCGAUGUUCAAUACGAGUGCAGGAGAAUACUUUGGUGGUGAUACAUGGCAGACCCGGAAGAUGGGCAAGAAUGGUGAACCUGUGGCUAUGUCAGUACAUUACAUGAGAUCGGGUAUUUCAUCAAUAAGCAGAGACGAUACCUUCGCUUCCCAACCAGCCUCACAGACUGUGCGCCCCAGCACUCGAGAAAACCGACCUGGUACUUCGGAUGAGUCGCUCGCUGCCUCCAAUGCUCCAACACGGGGGAGAAGCCAUCGAAGCCCAACUCAAAAAACCAUGUUGUCCAAGGCUCUUGCCAAAGCCAAUUCAGCCGUGCUGUUAGAUAAUGCCCAGAAUAUCGAUGGUGCUAUCGAAGCAUACCACGAAGCUUGUGAGCUUCUUCAGCAGGUGUUGGUUCGGAGUUCAGAUCUCGAUGACCGGAAGAAGCUGUCCGCUAUUAGAAGUACCUAUUCGAAUCGAAUAGCAGAGUUGCACGAUCUCGAUGAUACCUUCUCUGGCCUCAUGGAGAAAGCUCUACCAGAAGAUCCGCCCUUUGAUGAUACCAACCAGUCCUUCUUCUCCAGUGACGGCAAUGAGCAAGAUACUGCCGGAGUCCUGGAGACAGUACAAAUCCCGCCUCGGCAAGAAUCAUUACUGCCUGAACUGUUCGGCGGAGAAUCAUACCUACCGGAACAGAACGCACGCCAUAGGAUACAGAUACCUAGUCUGUCCGUGCCAAUGGAGUCGCAGUAUAUGCCUCCACCUCUGUCUCCUCGCAGACCAUUGAGUCCAGUCGCUGAUAGGGACACUGAUACACCUCUUGCCACUCAAAGGCCAGCGGAUGUUACAACCCGGGUUAUUCAAUCCCGCGAGGAUAGUACAACCGAGUCUACCUCAUGGCUGGAUACAUUUGAGGAUGGAGAGUCGUCGACCAGAUCAUCUCGAUUGUCUUCAAUUGACUUUGGAAUCAUCCCCGAUGGUCAUAAUUUGGUCGAUGAGAUCGAAGCCGAAUUUGAUGCCGCCCUCAACGCUGCUGUUGAUGCUGCAUGGGAUGACAACAUUGCAGAUGAAUCCACACCGAGACCUGACAAGAGUGACGACUUUCCGCCUGAUUUCAGUUUACCUCAGCUCCCGCAGGUUGAGACAUCCACUCUUCCUCGAAGUCUGCUCUCUAACCUGGAACUAACACAAGAAUAUGACGAGGGCAACUCGUCAGAGGAAGAAGAAAGAUUGUUGGAAGAGAUGACCAGAGGUUAUGUCUUUGAUGAUUUCUCCUUCGACAACAAAUCCAAAUCGGCACUUCCCCGACAGUCGGAUUCGAGUAAUACGUCUGGCAGAACCUGGUCCGAUUCUAUACCUUCUACAACAAACACAAACGUUUCUACGCUAAGUACUCUUGCCGAAAUAUAUGAACCUGCACCUGAACAAUCUCCUCGCCCUAUACCACCUGCCAAGAAUUCACCAAUCACUGCGCCCCCAACAGUUGCUCUACCACCCGCACCUACAUUACCAAUACCAAAGGCUGAUAGUCGACCCGUCAGUAUCGAAAAAUAUGCUGGUUUGGGGAUCCGAGAAAGGAGAUUUUCGGGUCAAAGUAGCAGUCAGCUUAAGAUAGAAACUUUUGCUCGGCGCAACUCAACGACUUUGCCUCCGAAGCCAACAGCACCAGCACAAUCCAAAUCGACACAGGAUGCACAGAGUGAUCAGCUGAGGCUGCCACAGACAGCACCCUUGGACAGCUCACUGUCUUUCUUAUCAGGCGGCAUGCUUCCAAUCACGCCUAUGACAUCCGUACCAUCAGCGGACUCUGCUGUUAGCGAAUCUCCAGUAACCCCUGCCUUGACACAAGGAGGAUCUCAGGGUAGUAUUGAUGAUACAAACCACCAGCCACCGUCUCCUGGGAAACAAUUUCCAGGAAAGAUCAUGCCCCCACCAGCAGUGAAAAAGAAUCUGUCAUCGUCUAGUUUACGAAUGCGGAAUCUGUCUGUUGCAACUACAGAUACAACCGGUGAAUCUCCCGUUACACCUUUGAGUGCGAGCUUCACUGGGGAUAGCAAAAAGAUCGUCCCUCCUCUGCCGUCGGCAGCUCUGCCCACGCCAGGCAGUGGUGCGUUCGGACCACAUUUGCUGCAAGCAGGUGGAUACUAUUUGUUCGAAGACCAUACCGGCCCCGGUGUCUCAACUGAAGUCCCUGGGAGCCCCGUCGGUGAUAUCUCUGGUCCUGCACCUCUUCCACUUGAACCUUGUCCUGAAUCUUCCUUGUUGAGACCUUUUUGGUUGAUGCGGUGUCUUUAUCAGACACUGGCUCACCCAAGAGGAGGAUACCUUACAACGCGGCUAUUCAUCCCACGCGAUAUCUGGCGAGUGCGGAAUAUCAAGCUGAAGGCCCUUGAAGAUAAGGUCUUUCAGUGUGAUCUUCUGACGGCAGCUUUGUUGAAGGUUGCCAAGGUGGAUACAUUUGACGCAGAUGCAGUCUUGGACGAGCUACAAUCUUUUGAGAUGGUCCUUGAUCAGGUUCGGAAUACCCUACAGAAGAAGAUCGGCAAUGACGUUGGACUCUCAGGUUCAUCAAGUCUUUUCAAAGGCAUUGGGGAGGAACAAGAUCCAGUAGCGAAUAAGCCAAACCACACAGCUGCCAAAACUUUGGCUUCGAGCUGGAGAAAGUUGCGCUCCAAGUCGAGUACACCUGCAAUUGGCAAUCAAGGCGGACAGAAGGACAGCUCGUCUGGGUCAAAUCUGCAAUCCUUACCGAUGACGUCGUCUUCGUCUGUUCCAUCAUCUCGAUCUCACGCUAGCCGCAAGAUUGCUCCACCUCCUACUCCAAGCAUGCUAAGCAAUAUUGUACCCUUACAUGCUAGUUAUAUGUCGAGCUUAGCACGACUUUUUGAUGCUGCCCAGGUUCUAGAUGGAAUUGCCCGUCAAGUCGAAGAUCCAGGUCUGAAAUGCAGCAGCAAGACCCAAGUGGGUCUCGAACUAGGUGUAAAGAACGCGGCAGAGUUCUUCGCCUUCUAUAUCAUCCGCUUUGUCAUGGCGGAUUUGACAUUAAUGCUCGACAAAUUUGUCAAGCGUGGUUCUGAGUGGAUUCUAACUUAG
This is a messenger RNA of Exophiala bonariae, 3612 nucleotides long. RefSeq lists its product as uncharacterized. The transcript has a single exon. The record is from RefSeq and is a predicted model, not a curated record. NCBI's taxonomy places the organism in Eukaryota, Fungi, Ascomycota, Eurotiomycetes, Chaetothyriales, Herpotrichiellaceae. The coding region runs from base 1 to 3612 and encodes 1203 amino acids.